Messenger RNA from Chenopodium quinoa (quinoa), 1032 nucleotides. Its product is annotated as formin-like protein 7. Bases 1 to 1032 code for a protein of 343 amino acids. The record is from RefSeq and is a predicted model, not a curated record. The transcript has a single exon. NCBI's taxonomy places the organism in Eukaryota, Viridiplantae, Streptophyta, Magnoliopsida, Caryophyllales, Amaranthaceae.
AUGAGUUCAGUGUGGAUUGAUGUUCAUUACAAAGACCAGGGGUUUGAUGUGAGGAUUGAGGAUACUGACAGAACAAGUCUAAUGGACUUGUUUGAGUACAUGUUUGAGGAUUCAGAAAGGCAAAAUGUGAUCCUUCCCAAAUACUUUAGUUUGUAUGUAAUGCCUCCUAGGACUAAUAGGAAGUUAGAGUUAACUGGGGAUACUCAAAUGCUGCAAAUGUGGGAUUGGUAUGAAGGUAGGGAAACAAUACAAGUGUUCUUAGAGGAGAAGAGUGGACCUAGUGUGGUGUUUAAGGAUGCUGUAGCUAGUUGGGAAAAAAGGCUUAAGGCAAAGGCUGAGAAGGAGAGAAUAGAACUGGAAAAGGCCAAGAGGGUGGUUGAAGAGCAGGAAGCUGAGAGGGAGCUUAUGGAACAACAACAGUAUCAAGUUGCAGUUGAGGUUCCUGUUGUAAAUGCAGAGGAGAUAAAUGAUGUUGAAUAUGUUAGAGUUUUUGCCACCCUAGAAGCUGAUGUGGUAUUUCCUGGGGCAUCACAGCCUCAACCUGAACAAAGUACACAACCACCAACUCCACCAAAAAACUCUCAACCAGCCUCUCCUUCUAACCAGCCCAAGAAUCCAUCAGCUAGGAAAAAAAGCACUCCUAGGAAAAAGAAAACCACUCCCAAAAAAAGAUCCCAACCCCCUCCUCAACCACAACCCUCCCCACCAGUCCCUGAACCACAACCCUCCCCACCAGUCCCACCUGUCCCUGAACCACAACCCUCCCCACCAGUCCCUGAAUCACAAUCCUCCCCACCAGUCCCUGAAUCACAACCCUCCCCACCAGUCCCUGAACCACAACCCUCCCCUGAUCCUUCCCAUGUACCUGUCAGUGAAGAAACAGAAGUCCCACCUCCACCUCCACCAUCUGCUCCAGCAAAAAAGGGGAGAUCAAGACCUGAGGGAUUUAGGUCAAAAAAGACUGCUUCUAGCAAGGGUAAGGGGGUUGGUGUCAGUCUGAGGAGAUCAGCAAGGAACAUGGCUGUUACAUAA